AUGAGAUACAUACGGCGCAUAGUUUCCGCCGCUAAAUCUACUGUAUUCUCGCCACUACCGAAGAAAAGUACCUUGCUUGAGCUGUAUGGUCAAGUUGUCAUGGCUUCAUCAAAGGCCUCCCUCUCCACAGAAGGGAAGGAGAGAAAGCCAAUGUCCUCGGCCUUAACAUUUGAUCUUGAGUCUAAAUGCUCUACCACAAAAGCCCGCGCGAGUACCCUCCACCUCCCCCACGGAUCAGUCAAACUACCGAUUUUCAUGCCAGUUGCAACCCAAGCAUCAUUAAAAGGCCUAACACCGGACCAACUUGCACAGACAGGGUGCAAACUUUGCUUGAACAAUACAUAUCAUCUGGGUCUUAAGCCAGGACAAGCUGUGCUGGAUGAGGUUGGGGGAGCGCAUAGGUUUCAAGGGUGGAAUGGUAACAUUUUGACCGAUAGUGGUGGGUUCCAGAUGGUCUCUCUCUUGAAGCUUGCACAAGUAACGGAGGAGGGUGUACGAUUCUUGAGCCCACACGAUGGAUCGCCAAUGUUACUCACGCCCGAGCACUCAAUUUCCCUACAGAACUCCAUAGGCUCCGACAUAAUUAUGCAAUUAGAUGAUGUCAUUGCUACGACGUCCCCAGACCACGCAAGGAUGCAGGAGGCAAUGGAAAGGUCAGUACGUUGGCUGGACCGGUGCAUAGAUGCACAUAAAUACCCUGAAAGGCAAAACCUUUUCUGUAUAAUCCAGGGAGGACUUGACCUGGAAAUGCGCCGUCAGUGCUGCGAGGAGAUGGUAGCACGGAACACACCUGGAAUCGCAAUUGGCGGUCUAUCUGGGGGAGAGGCGAAGGAUGAAUUUUGUAAAGUGGUCCACGCUUGCACUGAUAUGCUACCAACGAAUAAGCCUCGAUAUGUUAUGGGUGUGGGAUACCAAGAAGAUCUAGUAGUAGCUGUUGCUCUAGGCGCCGACAUGUUUGAUUGCGUUUUCCCGACUCGAACAGCGCGUUUUGGAAAUGCCUUGACACCAUAUGGUACUCUAGGCCUUCGCCGUGCCGGCUUCGCUCGUGAUUUUAGGCCAAUAGAUGAAAAUUGCAAAUGCAAAACUUGUCGGCCUAAAGAGCAAGGCGGUCUUGGUAUUACUAGAGCAUACCUGCACCACCUUGCGGCGAAAGAGACCGUUGGAGCACACUUUAUAACCAUGCAUAAUGUUCAUUACCUGCUUGCAUUGAUGGACUCAGCUAGACAAGCAAUUCUCGAAGAUAGAUACCCUCAAUUUUUAAAGGAAUUCUUUAGAAACCUUUACGGCGAGAAGUCAAAGAUACCACAGUGGGCGGUUACUGCACUUCGUGGAGUUGGAGUGGAUAUAAUGGAAUAG
Molecule: messenger RNA, 1356 nt
Organism: Trichophyton rubrum CBS 118892
Lineage: Eukaryota; Fungi; Ascomycota; Eurotiomycetes; Onygenales; Arthrodermataceae
Product: queuine tRNA-ribosyltransferase
Exons: 8
Coding region: 1-1356 (451 amino acids)
Cellular component (GO): cytosol
Molecular function (GO): tRNA-guanosine(34) queuine transglycosylase activity
Source: RefSeq, a predicted model, not a curated record